Messenger RNA from Xyrauchen texanus (razorback sucker), 798 nucleotides. RefSeq lists its product as uncharacterized. The transcript is spliced from 6 exons. Lineage: Eukaryota; Metazoa; Chordata; Actinopteri; Cypriniformes; Catostomidae. The record is from RefSeq and is a predicted model, not a curated record. The coding region runs from base 1 to 798 and encodes 265 amino acids.
AUGUUGACAGACGCCUCACAGCAGGAGACUGUGGACAGUGUAGACACUGUGGAGAGUGUCGAUACUGGGGAUCAGCCCUUGCCCUCCUCCACUUCUGACGCUGGGACACAGUGUUCUUUAAAGCCCCCCCGAUGGUCUCACGCUGUGCAGGUUAACCUGAAGCCCAAGAUGGUCAGCGUGGGCACACAGACAUCAUUCGGCACACAAACCUCCACUCCCCUUGCUAGUCCUGAACAGACAGAUGAAGAUGAUGAUAAUGCCUCUGUCAUCAGUGACUUAUCGUGGGUGCCCGAAGAGCCGAUGCAUGAGGAAGACUUGUUUGAUGAGGAGCCACCUUACACGUGUGACCCCCAUCACAAUGGCAUUGACAAAUUCAUUGUUUGCCAAGAGGAGCUGAUGGGCCUUUUUGUCAUCUGUCCGGCCUGUUGUGAGAGGUCAGAUAGUAGCAUCGUGCAGCAGGAAGGAACUUUUCUUAAGAUCAAGCAGGUCUGUGCAUCAUGUGGCUACCACCGUUUCUGGCAAAACCAGCCAAUGCUCCACAGGAACAUGCCGACCUGCAACCUCCUGUUAAGCGGGGCCAUUCAUUUCACUGGAUGUUUGGCCACCCAGACAUUAAGAAUGUUGACUCUGUUUGGCCUGCAGUGCAUCAGUGCGAGCAGUUACUUUCGCCAUCAGCCGCUACACCAUCCCUGUCAGAUUCUCCUGGGCACUGCGCUGAAGUAUGGAUCCUACUCUCUGAUCGAGGACAGAGUGAACAAGGUGGUGGAUGUUCAGCUUGUUCAGUACAACGAUGCUUAG